Molecule: messenger RNA, 1388 nt
Organism: Thlaspi arvense
Lineage: Eukaryota; Viridiplantae; Streptophyta; Magnoliopsida; Brassicales; Brassicaceae
Source: the annotation of a GenBank genome assembly
UGGAAACACAAAUUCCCCAGAUCGAAUACAAACUCAAAAUCGAUUUCUCCCCAAAUAUUUUCAGGCUUGGCCAAUCUUGUUAAUAGCUCAGGCCCAUAUUUAAAUGCGCGGGUUACUUUUGUUAUGGCGCGCCCAUCCGGUGACUUUGACGCCUUCACUUUGUACACCAACUGUUCGAUGAAAUGUCUUAAAGGAGUUUCUUCCUGAUUCACUUACCUCACUAGUUUCGCGAAGUGUGAUCAGGGUUUCGAAAUUUUCAAUCUUUUCUCUCCUACCUCUUGUUUCGGUUCCUGUCUUCAGGCACACUAGUUUGGUCGGCUGAUUUCUGCUUCUGUUAAGAUUUUGAAGAUGAGCUCUACCGUUUGGUGGGAAGGAGUUGAGAAGACACGAGUUCUCAUAGCCCCAGGAAUAUAUAGUGACGUGGCCCUUCUUUGUUUCAUAUGUAAAGAUUCAGGUCGUGGCGGAGACAAACCGGGAGAACUAAUAACACUUCGCCAUCCAAAAUCAGAAAACGGAACAUGCUACCUCUUUAGUAAUGGGAUGCUUCAAGAAAUUCAAUGGUUGAAGCAAUCAUAUGGUUCUUGGUUCCUGGGAGAUUACAUCUCUCAAGAUGGAAGCUUAUAUAUGACCACUCCAGUUGAUCCUGUUUUCAUCUUGUUGCCUAUCUUCGAGGAAGCAAGAAUGAAGAAUGGUGAAGAUCCUGGAAAGUUCAGGCAACUGGAUGAGAUCUUGUAUGUGGAAGGGUAUCCUGGAUAUCAACAUCUGUUGUCACUUGCAGAGAAGUCUAUGGAGAUCGUUUGUCAAACUCAAGAGGUUGGAUCUAUGAAGUUCUAUCGGCUUGAUAACUCGAAAGUCUUAGCUUGGUUAAGUUGUAAGGUGUGCUGUUUAAAGAAGACUCUGCCAGAAUUGGACAAGAACUAUGCAGCUCAAGAUGAGAAACAAACAUUGGUAGAUGCAGUUUCAAUUGUGGGAGAGUACCUGAAGACAGAGCCUUGGUUGAAGCUUCUCUACGAUCAUCUUGGGCUCGAGUUUGUUGACCCGACGAUGAAAGAAACCAAUAUGGAGAAUCUUCCAAUUGCAAAUGAGAAAAACAUGAUGGACUACUCAAAUUCAUCGCAGGAGAAGGCAAAUAAGAAGGCAGGAAAGUCUGCAAAACAGACCAAGCAAGCAAAAGCAGAGACUGGAUCAAAGAACAUUAGGGAUAUGUUUUCAAGGGCUUGUAAGAAAAAAUGCUAAACGGUCGAAACCAUCAAACUAUUUAUGAUUGUGUUUUGUUUUCCUAUCCAUCUAUCUAAUGAUCACCAACUCACAUAAAUUUGAAAUCCACAAGUGUUAGCUUAUUAUCUGAAAUAUGUAUGACUGACUCUGUUGAUAUAAGAAGAAACUGC